This is a messenger RNA of Linum tenue, 1080 nucleotides long. The record is from the annotation of a GenBank genome assembly. NCBI's taxonomy places the organism in Eukaryota, Viridiplantae, Streptophyta, Magnoliopsida, Malpighiales, Linaceae.
AUGGCUUUUGGUGCCACGGGAACUGGAACCACCGAUGACUCUAACGCAUUUAUAAAUACAUGGAAAGCGGCUUGUGGAGCAGUGAGCAGUAGUCCCGUUAUCCUUAUUCCUCAAGGAAAGACAUUCUUGUUGAAACCAAUAUGGUUCCAAGGUCCUUGCAAAUCGCCUAUCCAAGUUCAGGUGAAGGGAAAAUUAUUGGCACUUCCCAACCUAGGAAGUUGGAAAGGGCUGGAUAUCCACGAGUGGCUAGCAUUUUCACAAGUACAAGGAUUGAUUAUAGAUGGACAGGGCCAGGGCCAAAUCGACGGCCAAGGAUAUAAUUGGUGGAAGGCUUGCUCUAAUGCACUUAGAAUUUCGAACUGUGUUAAUGUUCGAUUAAGUGGGCUGAAGCACUUCAACAGUCAGAGAAAUCACAUAUCGAUCGACGGAUGUAACGAUGUGAUUGUUUCUGGGCUCCAUAUUUUCGCUCCUGAACAAAGUCCCAACACGGACGGUAUUGACAUAGCAGGCUCGACGAAUAUUCAAGUUAUGAACAGCGUCAUUCAAACUGGUGAUGAUUGUAUUGCAAUCAACACACUAUGCUCCAAUAUUAAUAUUACUGGAGUGACUUGUGGACCUGGUCAUGGCAUAAGUGUUGGAAGCUUGGGGAUGAAUGGAGAAGUCGCUAAAGUGGAGGGAAUCUAUGUGCAAAAUUGUACCUUUACUGGAUCAACAAAUGGAGCUCGUAUUAAGACUUGGCAGGGAGGAGCUGGAUAUGCAAGACACAUAAUUUUCGACGACAUCACAUUGAUCAACACGGAUAACCCUAUCAUUAUUGACCAAUAUUAUUGUCCUAACUGUGUAAACCAGACAUCAGCAGUACAGAUAUCAGAUGUUUCAUAUUCGAGGAUACGUGGCACAUCAGCUACUCCUACUGCUAUAAGUUUGAUGUGCUCUCAAACACAGGGUUGUACUGAUAUCAGAUUAAUGCACAUCAAGAUAACAUCGGCUCAUUCAUCGGAACCGACAUCCUCAAAAUGUAUCAAUGCUCAUGGAAAGUACACAGACUCCAUACCUAAAGUGGACUGCUUGUUGCCCUAG